AUGGGGCCCCCGGGCAAUAGGGGAUCAUUUGGCCUCUGUGUCCUUGCCCAAACUCAAAAAAGCCUAUGAAAAAAGUAUAUAUAUCAUACAUUUCCUUGUACCCCCUCCCCCCCUAUCAACAUUCUAAUAAAAUCUGCAGUGCCCAAGUGUCAUGCAAGGAAAAGGUGCAUCAGGGGCGGACUGACAAUUCAUGGGGCCCCUGGGCAAUAGGGGAUCAUGGGGCCCCUGUGUCCUUGCCCAAACUCAAAAAAGCCUAUGAAAAAGGUACCAAGGGCAUCUCAUGGGGUCCCCUACUGACCCCGGACCCUCGGGCAGAGCCCGAGUUUCCAAAUGGUUAGUCCGCCCCUG
Messenger RNA from Staurois parvus, 348 nucleotides. The record is from the annotation of a GenBank genome assembly. NCBI's taxonomy places the organism in Eukaryota, Metazoa, Chordata, Amphibia, Anura, Ranidae.